Eremothecium sinecaudum is the source of this 885-nucleotide messenger RNA. It is a transcript of the gene IES2, whose product is annotated as Ies2p. The record is from RefSeq and is a predicted model, not a curated record. The transcript has a single exon. NCBI's taxonomy places the organism in Eukaryota, Fungi, Ascomycota, Saccharomycetes, Saccharomycetales, Saccharomycetaceae. Gene Ontology annotation, cellular component: Ino80 complex. Bases 1 to 885 code for a protein of 294 amino acids. Gene Ontology annotation, biological process: chromatin remodeling.
AUGGAUAGUGAUGUAUCUACUACGAAUGGCUAUGAAGAUGAUGCUGCAGUAAAUGAAGAGGACUCAGGAGACGAGUACACGCUACAGGAGGCUCAAGAAGAUGAACUAUAUGUAGACGAAGAGGACGUUGAAUACCAGGAUAGGGAUGCAGAAGAUGAAGAUCGCGCUCUACCUACAUCAAAGAGAACUAGCAGGGCAGUACGAAGUAAAGUCUCCUAUGACUAUACUGAAAACGACGACGAUGACUUUGACGAUGAAGAAGCAGAUCAGCUAGAAGAAAUGGGCGAAGAAGAAGAAGAGGCAGAGGAAGAUGACGAAGACGAUGGCAAUCGGAUUGCGUCCGUUGAAGAUUUAGACGAAAUUGAAGUCUCUCCUAAGAAACGUAAGGUCUCGGCUAUAGCGUUCGCAGGCGAUGACGAUGACGAGGAAGAUGACGAGGAGAUAGUGAAGGAGGAAAAAACCAUAUCGAAGGUCCGCUCCCGCAGCAAGAUGGUAUUGGAUCUUAUCGACGAAAAUAAUGUGCGCAAGAGAGGCCAGGAUAGCCUUACAGAGGAGGAACUACAGCUCAGAAGAGCAGAAAACGCUAGGAAACGUAGAAAUCUGUCCGAGAAGAAACUUGAAGAGGAGAAGCAAGAUACCAUCAAUAAGCUGCUUAAGCGCAGAGCUGGAAAGUCCCGUUCCAACCUUAAUCAGCAAGAAAAGGACGCCACAGAUGUCGAUACAUCUUCAUUUGUAAAGCCUCGAAGGCCAUACCAAGCUCAAGGGAUGAUAAGAAUCAUUCGAAACGCCCAAGUCGAGCUCAUCGCAUUUGCUCCAUCCCAAUCGAGGAGCGCAUCGGGCUCUACCCCACCCAAGGGCUCUGAAUCUUCAUACACGAGCUCUUGA